CACAGUCUCUGAACACAAAUCAACUAACACAACCCAGAAAAAGCAAAGACGGAGGUGGUUCUCUUUCUAUCAGCGUUGAUGAAGAUAUUAGAGAUGGCGCAUACGACAGUGCCACUUCUGUUGAUGUUUUUUCUAUCUACUCUAUCCAGCAACUCGUCAUUCCAGCCUGCUCUAGUAUUAGAAAUGGCCAAGAUUCUUUUGGAAAACUACUGCUUCCCUGAGAACCUGGUUGGGAUGCAAGAGGCCAUCCAACAAGCUAUCAACAGUGGAGAAAUCCUGCAGAUUUCAGAUAGGAAGACCCUGGCAACUGUGCUCACAGCUGGAGUACAAGGAGCAUUGAAUGAUCCUCGGUUGACCAUUUCCUAUGAGCCUAAUUUUGUCCCAGUGAUGCCACCAACUCUGUCAUCUCUUCCAAAAGAACAGCUGAUCCGGCUGGUGAAAAGCUCUGUCAAGGCGGAUAUCUUGGAAAACAAUGUUGGCUAUCUACGGAUAGAUCGGAUCAUUGGGGAGGAAACAGCAGUAAAGUUUGGCUCGCAGCUCAUGGGAAAUAUCUGGGAUAAUAUUGCUCACACAUCCUCACUAAUCUUUGACCUAAGGUACAGCACAGCUGGAGAGCUCUCUGGAGUUCCUUUUAUUAUCUCCUAUUUCUCAGACCCUGAAUCCGUUAUUCAUAUUGACACUGUAUAUGACAGGCCUUCAAAUUCAACCAGGGAACUAUGGACCAUCCCAUCUAUAGUGGGGGAAAGGUAUGGAAAGAAAAAAGAUGUCAUUAUUUUGACCAGUAGAUCCACAACGGGGGCUGCUGAGGCAGUGGCGUAUGCUCUAAAAAACCUAAGGAGGGCCACCACAGUUGGAGAAAAGUCUGCUGGUGGGUCGGUGAAAGUCCAAAAAAUAAGGAUUGCUCAGUCGAAGUUCUACAUAACAGUUCCUGUGGCAAGAUCUGUCAGUCCAAUUACAGGUCAGAGCUGGGAGGUCACUGGUGUUUCUCCAAAUGUCCACAUCAUUGCCAAGGACGCUGUUGCAAAAGCCAAAUCACUUCUGGCUAUAAGGAAUUCUAUUCCAAAAGUUGUCCAAAGAAUCUCUGACAAAAUCGACCGGUUCUACACGUUUACUGAAAGAGUUCCAGCUCUUCUUCAAUUCUUGGAAUCUACAGACUUCGUGUCUGUCAUAUCUGAAGAGGGUCUAGCAAUCAGACUCAACCAAGUGCUCCAGACUGUGUCUGAAGAUCCCAGACUGACAAUCAAAUACAUGCCAGAAUAUGCAGCCAAUGUAGAGGAAGGCCAUGAACAUGAGAAAGUUCCAGACGAACCUGGACUAUUAACGGAAUACAUUGAUACAUUGCUCAAAGUGGAAAUUCUCCCAGGCAACACUGGUUAUGUCCGCUUUGACAGGUUUGUCAAGUCAUCUGCUGAAUUAGAAGAGGUCAUGGCUAAAAAGGUAUGGGUACCCCUCAAAGAUACUGCUAACUUGAUUAUUGAUUUGCGCUAUAACACCGGUGGAUCCUCUACCUCUCUAGCCAUUAUUUUGUCUUAUCUACAGGACACAUCACAGAAGCAACACUUUUUUACAAUAUAUGACCGAACUCAGAAUAGUACAACAGAACACAACACUUUGCCUAAAAUUACAGGACCAGCGUAUAGCUCAAAGCGGGAGAUUUACGUGUUAACCAGUUAUUACACAGCAAGUGUUGGCGAAGAGUUUGCUUAUCUGAUACAGUCAUUACAUCGUGGCACAGUCAUUGGGGAAAUAACAUCUGGUACCCUGAUGCACUCAAAGACCUUUAAAAUAGAGGGGACCAAUAUUGCCAUCACUGUUCCUUUCAUAAACUUUAUCGACAACAACGGAGAAUUCUGGCUGGGAGGUGGGGUGGUACCUGAUGCCAUUGUGCUUGCUGAAGAAGCAGUGGACCAUGUUCAUGAGAUUGCUGAAUUUCACAAAGGACUAAAUUCCCUCAUACAAGGAGCUGGAGAUUUGUUAGAAGAUCACUACGCAAUCCAUGAAGUCGCGCUAAAGGUUAGCAAGGUGCUGGUAAGUAAAUGGGCUGACGGAUUAUACCGCUCGGUGGUUGACUUUGAGUCUUUGGCAUCACAGCUGACAGCAGAUCUCCAAGAGACUUCAGGUGAUCACCGACUGCAUGUUUUCCACUGUGAGGUUGAGCCUGAGUCACUUCAUGAACUCUCAAAGAUUCCUACAGCAGAGGAAGUGGGCUAUAUAAUUGAUGCUCUUUUUAAAAUUGAGCUUCUACCAGGUAACAUUGGCUAUUUAAGGUUUGAUAUGAUGGCAGACAUAGAAGUGGUAAAAGCCAUCGGGCCGCAUCUCAUAAAAUCUGUUUGGAGCAAGAUAAUAAAUACAGAUGCCCUCAUAAUUGAUAUGAGGUACAACAGUGGUGGUUAUUCAACCGCGAUUCCACUUUUGUGUAGUUAUUUCUUUGAUGCAGAACCUCUACACCAUCUUUACUCUGUUUUUGACCGAACAACAACCACAAUGACAGAAGUCAUGACAAUUCCACAGGUGAGAGGUCAAAGAUACGGAUCCUCCAAGGAACUAUUCAUCUUGACCAGUCAUAUGACUGGGUCAGCAGCCGAAGUAUUCACUUGCACAAUGAAGGACCUAAAUCGGGCCACAAUUGUUGGCGAGCCAACAACUGGUGGGUCUUUAUCAAGUAGAACCUAUCAGAUCAGAGACACUGUCCUGUAUGCCUCCAUUCCUAACCAAGCUGUUUUUAGUGCCAUCACUGGAAAAAUGUGGAGCUUUUCUGGGGUUGAGCCCCAUAUUGCUGUCCAGGCAAAUGAGGCUCUAUCUGUAGCUCAGAAAAUCCUAGAGUCAAGGUUGCUGAAGAGAAUCAUCAACCUCCGUGCCCAAGUUCCAGCAAUCAUUGAGGGAUCAGCAACCCUGAUCGCUGACAACUAUGCCUUUGAAAAUAUUGGGUCAGAUGUUGCAGCAAAGCUCAAAGAGCAGCUGGAAAGUGGCACGUACAAUAUGGUUGUCUCCAAGCAGAGUUUGGAAUCGAAGUUGUCUGCUGAUCUGCAGACCCUUUCUGGGGACAAGAGCCUGAAGACCACCAGCAACACUCCAGCCCUACCACCAAUGGAUUAUACCCCAGAAAUGUACAUUGAACUGAUCAAAGUCUCCUUCCAUACUGACGUAUUUGAAAACAACAUCGGCUAUCUGCGUUUUGACAUGUUUGGAGACUUUGAGGAGGUGAAGCCUAUUGCCCAGGUUAUUGUUGAACAUGUCUGGAACAAAGUUCUCAACACUAAUGCUUUGAUCGUUGACCUCAGGAACAAUCUUGGGGGGCCAACAACAGCUAUCGCAGGCUUCUGUUCCUACUUUUUUGACGCGGACAAGCAGAUUGUGUUGGACAAGCUUUACGACAGAUCAUCUGGAACCAUCACAGAGCUCCAAACUCUGCAGGAACUCACCGGUGUACGGUAUGGCUCCAAGAAAAGCGUAAUCAUCCUGACCAGUGGAGCUACUGCUGGUGCUGCAGAAGAGUUUGUUUACAUCAUGAAGAAGCUGGGCCGCGCCAUGAUCAUUGGCGAAACUACAGCUGGGGCGUCCCACCCACCCAAGACCUUCCAGGUCGGCGAGACCGAUAUCUUCCUCAGCAUCCCCACUGUUCACUCCGACAAUUCUGCAGGGCCAGCCUGGGAGGGAGCCGGCAUUGCACCUCACAUUCCCGUCCCAGCUGAUGCUGCCCUCGACACCGCCAAAGGCAUAUUCAACAAGCACCGUUAAAGAAACCAAGUCCUGAACAAAGUCAUGGGGGACACAAUCACCUCUUUGUUUUGGCAGCCAAAUAAUCUCAAGAGUCUAGACUUGUUUAAGAAGUGAACAACAUAGGUUUGUUGCUCAUAACUAAGCCUUUUUAGUCUGUUCUUAAAGUAGAGGAAAGUUUUCUGUAGUUUUCAUUUCUGUCAAAUAUUACUGUGCUGAGGUGGUUGAGAAUGAAUGGCUCUCAAAAGCCUAUGCAGUUCUUUGUGAAGUUAGUGUUUGUCAAAGACGUCUGGAAAAAACAUCAACAAAACUUUGCAAAAUUAUAAUUAGGAGCUCUGUAUAAUAAUCAAUUUGUUACUCUGAUGAAGAAACUAUCACAUGUGAUGUUCUUACUGUGGAUACAACAUGCAUCGUUUUUCCACUAUGUAGUGAACUUCGUGCCAUGUGAACAUUUCUGGGUUUUAUCAGACACAAUAAAAAACAAACUGAAAUAUA
Molecule: messenger RNA, 4212 nt
Organism: Maylandia zebra (zebra mbuna)
Lineage: Eukaryota; Metazoa; Chordata; Actinopteri; Cichliformes; Cichlidae
Source: RefSeq, a predicted model, not a curated record